AUGUCGUACUCUUUGGAUAUGUUGCCACCACACUGCAAGGAUAUUGUUGUUAAAAGUCUAGACCUCAAAUCAAGGUACGCGAUCCAGUUUUUUUCCAAUAAAAAGGCUCAUUCCAGAAUGUCGUACCGUAAAGUCAACCGGGAGGCUAAGUAUUAUGUUGACAAGGCGCCAAUUAGUGUAGCCGAAUUGAAAAUCCGGUACAGAAGAACUAGUGUAAAACUGAGUUUGAUCGAUCAUCAAAACCACACGAGGACAAUUGAAUAUACAUCUGUAGCAGGAGGCAGGAAAUGUCGCUUGAAUAUCAAGAAAUAUGGACCAUUUGACAAUUGGUUUGUUGUUCCAAGAGUGAAAAGAAUCGAAAAGAACCACGUGAAAGCAUUUCUCGAUGAUUUGCAAAUCAUACUCAGAAAUCCACAAUUGAUCAUCAAAAAGCUGGAAAUUGUUACAUUGCCAGAGUAUCUUAUUCAUCAUCGCCUAGCUUAUGGAAACGAAGAUGUGUAUGAAGAGGAAACCGAGUCCAUUAUCAGACAUGAGCGUGCCAAAAAGAGGUUCAUGCAUAAGUUGAGCUCAGCAAUUGCAAAUCUGCCAAGCCAACUGCACGUUGAGUUUCUCCUAGUCAAAUUUUACGACGAUUUGGACGACGUGCUAACUAUUAUUCCGUUUCUCAAACCGACCAUUCUUCAUUCGAUUUAUCUAGGAUGUAAACAUGAAGGAGAACAACUGAACAUCCGGCCGUUAUUUGAUUUGCCGCAGGUUCAACAAGCGAAAAAGUUCACAUCCAAGUUCGCCGUCGAUCUUUCUGCGAAUACCAUAUGUGAAUUACCCUUUGAAUUCACAUAUCUUGUUCAUGAAACGUUUGAGCGUAGUCUCAUUCUCGGCAUGAAAAACGUAAGUUUCAUCCUGAAUCUUUUAAUUCUCCAAUUUCUCUUUAUAGAAGCUGAUGGAAAGAAAUCAAAGAGCAAAUAUCGCAUUCCGCACCUAUCUUGAGAAUCAGCUAGGCAAAUAUAGUAAAAUUCUUGGUCCAAGCACGGAAAGCAAUAUUUUUGAGUCAGCAAUUUGGGAAUUUCCAAUUCCACACUCGAUAAAUAUUCUAAGAAUCGAGUUGGAAUCAGGAGGAAAAGUGAAUUUCAAAGUGGCCCCGCCCAAUGAUGCGAGUUUUGAGAGUAAGCAAAUUUCUCAUAAGCGCAACUACUACAUAGUUACCUACUUUUCAGCUCGUUUGAUAACUCCAGAUUAA
Molecule: messenger RNA, 1237 nt
Organism: Caenorhabditis sp. 36 PRJEB53466
Lineage: Eukaryota; Metazoa; Nematoda; Chromadorea; Rhabditida; Rhabditidae
Source: the annotation of a GenBank genome assembly